AUGCUCAUUACGAGCCGCGCACCGAAGCUCGUUCGCAGGCCUGGGCACCAGGCCAGGCUCGGCGGAGGGCAUCGAUUUCGUCCGCGCGAGCUUCUAGUGACGGACAGCGACGGUGGCACUUUCGAGUUUGACCGCGGCACGGGGCAGACAAUGAAAGUUUUCGAUGGGACUGACCGCGACGGCGACGAGGUGGAGAUUCUCGAGGAGGUUCCUCGCGCAGCCUCCAGCGGCGGCGGCGGUCCGGCCUACGACAGCAUGCAGCUGCUCGGCCGUCCGCAUCAUGGGCGCCACGGUCGACGGUCGCCUCGACAGCACAGUGUGGUUCGGUACAGUAAUCCGAUGCUGGACUCUAUAGCGGAGCAAAACGAGGAGAUGGGAGGUCCCCCGGGAGGAAUUUUGGCGGGAUACACCGACUCGGGAUCAGGUGAGGAGAGCGCGGGCGGUGACUGGCCAAUGCUGGACGCUAUAGAUGAGCAGAACGGCAGGAUGGGAGGCUCGGAAUAUAGCUCCGACGGUGGCUCGGAAGGAGGCUGGUAUGAUGGUUUGGAAGGAGGCUCGGAAGGAGAGCGGGAUGACGGGUCGAAUGGAGUUUGGGAAGAUGGUUCGGAUGUAAGUUGGGAAGAUUUUUCGGGCUCGAAUUGGUACGACGGCUCGGAUGCACUCUCGGAUGACGGCUCGGGUGGAGUCUGGGACGAUGGUUCCAGAGGAGGCUGGGAUGUAGGCUCGGGGGGAGGCUCGGAGGAUGCCUGGGACGAUGGUUCGGAUGGAGGCUGGGACGACAGCUCGGAGGGAGGCUGGGAUGAUGGUACAGGCAACGAUGGCAGCAGCGACAACAGCACAUGGGAGGGCGACUAUGGGAGUAACCAGGGGUUAGGGUUCAGUGGAGGUGACAACUCAUAUUUUCCUGACGCGUAUGGUGCAGAACCUAAUGAUGCAGAGGAUUCACUCUACCCUACUGGCGGCGACUACUACACUGCUGACAUUGCUGACAGCACCGCAGCACUCAAGCCCAUGGUCCCUCGCACUGCUGCCACUCGCCGUCCGCCACGUGCCGUGGCACGUCCCACGCCUGUUCCUCCGAACCGAGCUACCCGAGCCAGGCCGGUCAAGCGCCAAGCCGGGGCUCGAGGCCCGGCUUCCCAGGCCAAGCCGGUGAAGCGUCCGGGCAACUACCAUGGCGGUUCGGCCCAUGCCACACCUGGCCACCACAACGGCAAACCCCGUCCCCCUGCCCACGUGGCAGCAAACCAGCAUGCGGGUACGGCCCGGGCCAAGCCAGUCCGAGCCAAGCCGGCCCAAGCCGUGGGAACAGGUGUGGUGGCCGUGCCAGUGGCAAGGGCAGCGAAGCACAGCACCCUGGUUGCACCGACAGGGCAGGGGCAGGCACAGGGACAGGGUGCGGGGGGAGCGUCUGGGAGCGGAGGUGGGAGUUCUAGCAGCUCUGGUGGAGGGGUGAUUGCCACUCCAGGUGGCGGCAGCGGUAGCAGUGGUGGCAGUGGCAGCAGUGGUGGCACCGGUAGCACCGGCAGCACUGGUAGUGGUGGCAGAAGUGGAGGGGCAGUGAGCCCUCCGGACCCAGCAGCAGGGGAUGCAUCAUAUGAUGAUGGUGAUGCCGAAGAUGGUUCUGCAAAUGAUGGUGAUGCCGAUGAUGGUGGUGCCAGUGGUGGCGGAGCUGCUGAUGGUGAUGCCGAUGAUGUUGGUGAUGCUGAGGAUGGUGGUGCUGCUGCUGACGGUGAUGCCGAUGAUGGUGGUGCCAGUGGUGCUGCUGCUGACGGUGAUGCCGAUGAUGGCGUCCCGAUCCCCCCGGUCCUCCCACCCACCACACCUCCUCCCACCAACGCUCCUCCAAGCGCCCCUCCUCCUACCACCACACCUCCCACCACCCCUCCCCCCACUACCACUCCCCCCACCACCCCUCCCCCCUCCACCACUCCUCCAACCACCCCUCCCCCCACUACCACCCCUCCCCCCACCACCACUCCUCCCACCACUCCUCCCCCCACAACCACCCCCCCGCCCACUACCACCCCUCCCACAAUCCCUCCCCCCACCACCGCUCACCACCUGCGCUGCGGGGUGGCCCCAGGCUCACUCCUCAACGCACUCAACUGGGCGUGUGGGCCCGGCGGCGCCGACUGCUCCUCCAUCCAGCCUGGCGGCGCGUGCUUCCAGCCUGGCAACCUCGCCCUGCACGCCUCAGUGGCCUUCAACUCCAUCUUCCAUAUCCACGCGCACCGCCCCGGCUCCUGCUUCUUCGGAGGCAACGCCGUCGUCGUUCCCCGCGUGCCCGACUACGCUGCCGGCCCGGCCACCUGCACCUUCCCAUCCUCCAAUGGCCAGUUCUGCGUCACUGCCUGCCAGGAGAUCCCUGACCCGUACGCUCCCCCUCCGGGCCUCGUUCACCCGGUAUACCCUGGGUACUCCCCCGAGCCGGAUUACCCUCCCCGAGGUGUGGUGGCGCCGGGCGGAGGGGGUAGGGGCGGGGGGAGCAGGUGUGCGGCAGACAUGGGGGCGGUGCAGAGGGCGCUUGACUGGGCGUGUGGGCCGGGCGGGGUGGACUGCUCUCCCAUACUGCCGGGAGGGGCGUGCUGGCAGGGAGAUGGCGCGCUGGUGGAGCAUGCGUCUCACGCCUUCAAUGCGUACUUCUACCGCCACAACCACCAGCCUGGCACGUGCUUCUUUGGUGGCACUGCUGUGGUGGUCCCCCGCGUGCCCGACUAUGCUGCUGGCCCGCCCGCCUGCACGUGGCCCUCGGGUGAUGUGGUUCUUUGGUGGGACUGCUGUGGUGGUCUCCCCGUGUGCCUGACUAUGCUGCUGCCCCGCGUGCAUGCGACUGGCCCUCCAAGAAUGGCCUGUACUGCGUCGUGGGGUGCUGAAUGGGUUGGGGUGGAAGGCAUUGAGCUGUGA
Closterium sp. Naga37s-1 is the source of this 2907-nucleotide messenger RNA. The record is from the annotation of a GenBank genome assembly. Lineage: Eukaryota; Viridiplantae; Streptophyta; Zygnematophyceae; Desmidiales; Closteriaceae.